UUCCUUUUGUUCCACAUGUUUGUUGUUGUUGCUUAUCCCCAAGCAGACCUUACAAAGGCAGUGAUCGCCUUGCAGCCUCCAUGGGUCAGUGUAUUUCAAGAGGAAAACAUAACCUUAUGGUGUGAGGGACCCCAUUUGCCUGGGAACAGCUCUACACGGUGGUUUCUCAAUGGCACAGCCUUUCAGACCUUGACCCCCAGAUACAGAAUCGCUGCUGCCAGUGUCAGUGACACUGGUGAAUACAGGUGCCAGACAGGUCUCUCAGUGCCAAGUGACCCAGUACGGCUGGAAAUCCACAGAGAUUGGCUACUGCUCCAGGUCCAAAGCAGAGUCUUCACAGAAGGGGAACCUCUGACCUUAAGGUGUCAUGGAUGGAAGAAUAAGCCGGUAUACAAUGUGGUUUUCUACCAAAAUGACAAGGCCUUUAAGUUUUCUCCUCAGAAUUCUGAAUUCACCAUUCUGAAAACCAGCCUGAGUCACAAUGGCAUCUAUCACUGCUCAGGCAUGGGAAGGCAUCGCUACACAUCACCAGGAGUCUCUAUCACUGUGAAAGAGCUAUUUCUGGCCCCAGUGCUAAAAGCAUCCUUGUCGUUACCACUCCUGGAGGGGCAUCUGGUCAACCUGAGCUGUGAAACAAAGUUGCUCCUACAGAGACCUGGUUUGCAACUUUACUUCUCCUUCUACACGGGCAGCAAGACCCUGAUGAGCAGGAACACAUCCUCUGGAUACCAGAUACUAACUGCUAAAAGAGAAGAUUCAGGGCUAUACUGGUGUGAGGCUACCACAGAAGAUGGCAGUAUUGUCAAGCACAGCCCUGAGUUGGAACUUCAAGUGCUUGGCCUCCAGACACCAACUCCUGUUUGGUUUCACGUCCUUUUCUAUCUGGCAGUGGGAAUGGUAUUUUUGGUGGACACCAUUCUCUGUAUGAUUAUACAUAAGGAACUGCAAAAACAGAAACAGUGGAAUUUAGAAAUCUCUUUGGGCUCUGGUCCUAAGAAAAAUGUAACUUCCUACCUUCAAGAAGAUAGAUACUUAGAAGACAUUGAGCUGAAAUGUCAGGAACCAGAACAGCUGCAAGAAAGGAUACACCAGAAGUCCUUAGAGGGAGGGCAGCAGUAGUGGCCCAGUGGGUGCCCACGGGUCUAGACAGCCCCUCCCUCUUCUUCUCCGGGCAAGCACUGGGGCACAAACAGCCGGAACUUUAGACACUGAACUGUGAGUCCCAUAAUAAUCUGACUCACUCAAUCAAAUAAAGCAAACAAAUGAAUGGA
This is a messenger RNA of Neofelis nebulosa (Clouded leopard), 1271 nucleotides long. RefSeq names its product Fc gamma receptor Ia (gene FCGR1A). Gene Ontology annotation, biological process: regulation of immune response; cell surface receptor signaling pathway. NCBI's taxonomy places the organism in Eukaryota, Metazoa, Chordata, Mammalia, Carnivora, Felidae. The record is from RefSeq and is a predicted model, not a curated record. Gene Ontology annotation, molecular function: transmembrane signaling receptor activity.